GUCUAUGCACAAUCACUCUCCCAAUACUACCACCAUUUAGGGCUGGCCGUUCGGUUAGCGGUUACCGAUUAACCGGCCGGUUAAACCGAUAACCGCCGGUUACCGGUUAACCGACUAACCGAAAAUGGGGGCUUCGGGCGGUUGGCGGUAGUGGGUUUUACUGUGCCGGUUAACCGGCUAACCGGCAAAUAAAAACGACGCCGCUCAAACAAUCCACCCGACCCCUGUCUCCUAACCCCCUAACCCUAAUCGAAUGCAAGCUCCUUUGCAAACGGCCUCGCCCUCCUCAGCUCCUCUGCAAUCGGUGGCAUGCGACGAGAAAGAAGGUAAUUGGUGGGGAAGGUCUGGUUGCUGGCCAGGUGGUGGACAUCAUUUCCGAAGGAAAUUCCGAGGUGGGUUUGAAAGAGCUGGAGUUCAUCCACGUACACAAGACGGCCAAGCUGCUCGAGGGCUCGGUGGUUCUGGGUGCGAUCCUCGGCGGCGGGAGCGACGAUGAAGUGGAGAGGCUGCGGCGGUACGCGAGGGACAUCGGGCUGUUGUUUCAGGUGGUGGAUGACAUACUCGAAACAUAAGACGGCUGUGAAGGACCUGGUGGAGGAUAAGGUGACUUAUCCGAAGCUGAUGGUGAUUGAGAAAUCCAGGGAGUUCGCGGAGAAGUUGAAUGAGGAAGCCCAAGAGCAGCUGACUGGGUUUGAUCCGGUAAAGGCUGCGCCUUUGAUUGCUUUGGCUAAUUACAUUGCUUAUAGGCAGAAUUGAGAAUCCAGAUUAUGGUCUCUGUAAUGUGGGAUUUUGUUGUAGUAGAAUUACCUAUUGCGUUGAUUUAGCAAGAGCAGAAGGGGGGGAUUAGGAGGAAUCUGUGCCACUGUGUAAUAUUAUGGAAAGAUGGGUUAUUGUAAGCAUGGAGAUUGUUAACUUAGCUCAUGGUUUGUAGCAGAGUUUAGAACAGGCGGAAAUGACAGCCAUGAAUUAAUGGUGAGAUUAUUA
Molecule: messenger RNA, 984 nt
Organism: Linum trigynum
Lineage: Eukaryota; Viridiplantae; Streptophyta; Magnoliopsida; Malpighiales; Linaceae
Source: the annotation of a GenBank genome assembly